CCCGCGAAGCUCCCAGGUGUUGAUCCUCCUCAUCCCAGCUUUUACACUGGCUGGAGGGAAGCCCGUCUGGGGCGAAGGCUCUGGGGUGGGAUGUCUGCCCCGUGGGGGCUGUAUCUACCCCAGCCGGGUUGCACAGGGCCCCCCUGAGCAUCCCCAGCUGCCGGCUCCUGGGGGUGCAGGGGGACCAGCACUGCUGUCCCUGGGCAUUGCCCUUGAAGAGCGGGGCAGCGGAGCUACGCCACGCCAGAUCACUGCCCCCCCCCUUCAGAUCUUCGUGUCCCUCAGCACAAGCGGUAAAAAUAAACCUCGGCCGGCCACCUUCGCAAGCCGCCGGGGCCUGGCUGGCGCCCAAGCUGCAUCCGCAAAACGCAGGUGCGGCGGGCCCCGACCUUGGGGAGGUGCGUCGGGGUGGCGGGAGAGCUCAUGAAUGAACGGCGGGGCGGGUGUGUGCAUGGGUGCGUGCGGGUGCGUGCGGGUGCGCGCACCCCCUCGUGCCUGCGGGUGUGGAUGUGGAUGUGGAGCAGGGAGCCAGCCUUGUUGUUAUUCUGAUCACAGCAGCUCUGAUUCACAGACUUGGAUCAUGAAUAUAAGUGAAGACUUUGACGUCAGAGUUGAGAUUUAUCAGCAGAUCCAAUGGGGCAGGAAUAUUAAGUGCAAGUCGAUGCCAGCUAUCUGCCAACGUUAUUAGCAAUGCUCACCGAGGAAUGAGGCUUAACACCAAGGACUGGAAGGACUGGGAAGGAAAAAAAUAAAAACGGGGGGAAGCAAGCUGAUCCUCGAGCAUUAAAGCCAGCGAUGCUGCACGGCCCCGCCGCCAUGGGGGAACCGUGGCAGCCGCAGCCGCAGCAGCAGCAGCGGCUCCCGGGGCUCGGCAACGCCUCGGAGCCCAGCGCCUGGCCGUCGGCGGCGGGCGGGCCGGGGACGGCGGCGCCGGGAGGCGGCGGGGCCGGGGCCGUGGGGGCCGUGGGGGCCGUCAGCCCCUGGGACAUCGCGCUGUGCGCCACGGGGACGGCGGUGGCGGGGGAAAACGCGCUGGUGCUGGCCGUGCUCUUCUACACGCCGAGCCUGCGGGCCCCCAUGUUCCUGCUGAUCGGCAGCCUGGCCCUGGCCGACCUGCUGGCCGGGCUGGGGCUGGUGGCCAACUUCGCCGUGCGGUACCUGCUGCGGCCGCCCAGCGAGGCGGCGGAGCUGGGGGCGGCGGGGCUGCUGCUGGCCGCCUUCUCCGCCUCCGUCUGCAGCCUGCUGGCCAUCACCGUGGACCGCUACCUGUCGCUGUACAACGCGCUCACCUACCACAGCGAGCGCACGCUGGGCUUCACCUGCGCCAUGGUGCUGCUGAUGUGGCUGCUGUGCCUCGGCGUGGGGCUGCUGCCCCUCCUGGGCUGGAACUGCCUGCGGGACCAGAGCGCCUGCAGCAUCCUGCGGCCCGUCACCAAGGACAACGCGGCGGUGCUGGCCGUCACCUUCCUGCUCCUCUUCGCCCUCAUGAUGCAGCUCUACCUGCAGAUCUGCAAGAUCGCCUUCCGGCACGCCCAGCAGAUCGCCGUGCAGCACCAGUUCAUCGCCACGGCGCAGGCCACCUCCACCCGCAAAGGGCUCUCCACCCUCUCGCUCAUCCUCGGCACCUUCGCCCUGUGCUGGAUCCCCUUCGCCAUCUACUCCCUGGUGGCCGAUUCCAGCUACCCCGUGGUCUACACCUACUCCCUGGCGCUGCCCGCCACCUGCAACUCCCUCAUCAACCCCAUCAUUUACGCCUUCAGAAACCCAGACAUCCAGAAGUCGCUCUGGCUGGCCUGCUGCGGGUGCAUCCCUUCCACGUUCUCCUCCAGACCAAGGACAUCCAGCGAUGUGUGAGGACUGAGCACGGAGUAAGACGCGCUCCCUUGCUCUCCUCCUCCUCCUCCUUUUCCCCUCUGUCGUUAUUGUUUCCUACCGGGAGGAACCCACCCGGCCAGCACAUCUCGUUCCAUGGAAAGAUGACCAAAAAGAAAAAAGAAAAAGGGAAAAAGAAGGGGGAA
Messenger RNA from Grus americana (Whooping crane), 2018 nucleotides. Its product is annotated as G-protein coupled receptor 12-like. Gene Ontology annotation, biological process: G protein-coupled receptor signaling pathway. Bases 796 to 1854 code for a protein of 352 amino acids. The transcript is spliced from 2 exons. Gene Ontology annotation, molecular function: G protein-coupled receptor activity. Gene Ontology annotation, cellular component: membrane. Lineage: Eukaryota; Metazoa; Chordata; Aves; Gruiformes; Gruidae. The record is from RefSeq and is a predicted model, not a curated record.